Messenger RNA from Lathyrus sativus (Indian pea), 3081 nucleotides. NCBI's taxonomy places the organism in Eukaryota, Viridiplantae, Streptophyta, Magnoliopsida, Fabales, Fabaceae. The record is from the annotation of a GenBank genome assembly.
AUGGCUGAGGCUGUGCUUGAACUUGUGCUUCACAAUUUGAACUCACUCAUUCAGAAGAACCUGACUUUGUUUCUUGGUUUUAAUCGAGACUUUGAAACUCUUUCCAGUAUGCUGACAACAAUCAAGGCUACUCUUGAAGAUGCUGAGGAGAAACAAUUCGCUGACAGAGCUAUCAAGGAUUGGCUGCUUAAGCUCAAAGAUGCUGCUCAUGUCCUCGACGACAUCUUGGACGAGUGUGCCACUCAAGUGUUGGAGAUGGAGUGCAAAGAACUGUCACACAAGGUACAAAGCUCUUUCUUAUUCUCUUUUCAUCCAAAGCAUGUUGCUUUCCGUUACAAAAUUGCUAAGAAAAUGAAGAACAUACGAGAGAGGUUAGAUGAAAUAGCAGAAGAAAGAAGUAAGUUUCAUUUGACUCGGAUAGUGAGAGAGGAGAGAAGUGGAGUCCUUGACUGGCGUCAAACCACCUCAAUCAUUUCUCGACCUCAAGUCUACGGAAGAGACGAGAGUAAGGAAAAAGUUCUAGAGUUUUUGGUUGGUGAUGGAUCUCAAUUGGACGACUUAUCGGUCUAUCCGAUUGUAGGCCUUGGUGGGCUAGGUAAAACAACACUUGCCCAACUCGUCUUCAAUCAUGAGAGGAUUGUCAACCACUUUGAGCUUAGGAUUUGGGUGUGUGUUUCGGAUGAUUUUAGCUUGAAAAGGAUGACUAAAGCCAUCAUAGAAUCAGCAACUAAGAAGGCUUGUGAGGAUUUGGAUAUGGAGCCACUACAAAUAAGACUUCAAGAUCUAUUGCAAAGAAAAAGAUAUUUGCUUGUUUUAGAUGAUGUGUGGAACGAGAAACAAGAGAAAUGGCAAACAUUGAGAUCUAUGUUGGCUUGUGGGGGAAAGGGUGCUUCAAUCAUGGUCACUACUCGUCUUGCAAAGGUAGCUGAAAUUAUGGGAACAAUGCCUCCUUAUGAAUUAUCAACGUUAUCUGACAUAGAUUGUUGGGAAUUGUUCAAACAACGAGCUUUUGGACCAAAUGAGGUGGAAAGGGCAGAGCUUGUGGUCAUAGGGAAGGAGAUACUGAAGAAGUGUGGGGGAGUGCCUCUUGCGGCAAUAGCACUAGGAAGUCUGUUGCGUUUUAAAAGAGAGGAAAAUGAGUGGUUGUAUGUCAAGGAAAGUAAACUAUGGAGUUUACAAGAUGAAGAUUGUGUCAUGCCUGCCUUGAGACUAAGUUACUUGAAUUUGCCAGUGAAAUUGAGGCAAUGUUUUGCCUUUUGUGCUCUAUUUCUCAAAGAUGAAAGAAUAAGUAAGAAGUUUCUAAUUGAGCUUUGGAUAGCUAAUGGCUUUAUUUCAUCUAAUGAAAUGUUGAACGAGGAAGAAAUUGGCAAUGGGGUGUGGAAUGAAUUAUAUUGGAGAUCAUUUUUCCAAGAUAUUGAGACUGAUAUAUAUGGCAAAAUUACAAGUUUCAAGAUGCAUGAUCUUGUUCAUGAUCUUGCUCAAUCUUUUUCAGAUGAGGUAUGCUGCAUUUUAGAUGGCGAUGGCAUGCCUAGUACUUCUGAAAGAAUCCGCCAUCUAUCAUUUUAUCGUGGGGGUUCAUUUAGGGGAGUCAAUUUAGUCCGGUUGCGUAGCAUCAAAUCAUUGAAGACUUACACAAUACCAGGGGUUGAUGGUAACAGACUUUUACCUCAUAUAUUGAAAUUUUAUUCUUUACGGGCUCUUGAUUUGAAACUUAUUAAAGAAGUUCCGUUUUCAAUUGGUCAUUUAAAAUAUCUAAGGUAUUUGAAUCUUUCUUCGGGUGACUUCGAAACUCUUCCAGAAUCCAUAUGUAAGUUGUGGAAUUUGCAAAUUUUGAUAUUAGAUAAAUGUUAUAAACUCCAAAAGUUGCCUAAUAAUUUGAUACGCUUGAAAGCUCUACAACAUCUAUCAUUGAAUUUAUGCGAGAAACUAUCAAACGUACCUCCCCAAAUAGGGAAGUUGACUUCCCUAAGGACUUUGAGCAUGUAUGUAGUUGGCAAAAAAAGAGGGUUCCUUCUGGCAGAAUUAGGACAGCUAAGUCUUAAAGGAGAACUUCACAUCAAGCACCUUGAGAGAGUGAAAACUGUAACGGAUGCUAAAGAAGCCAAUAUGUUCCGUAAGCACUUAAACCAUUUGUGGCUGUCGUGGAAGAGAACUGAAGAGUCCCAAUUGCAGGAAAAUGAUGAGCAAAUACUUGAAGUUCUUCAACCUGAUAUCCACGUGCUUCAAGAAUUGGGUGUGGAAGGAUAUACAGGUGUCCAUUUCCCACAAUGGGUGUUUAAUCCUUCUCUCAAAGAUUUACGGUGUGUAUAUCUCAAGGAUUGCCAAAGUUGUUUACACCUUCCACAGUUGGGGAAACUACCUUACCUAAAGGAACUAUCUGUAUCCAACAUGAGUCGCAUAAAAUACUUAGACGAGGAGUCCUAUGAUGGUGGAGUUGUGGCUUGUUUUAUAGCACUAGAACAUCUGUCAUUGGAGAAGCUGCCAAACUUGAUAAGGAUAUCAAGGGAGAAUAGAGAAAAUAUGUUCCCGCAACUCUCUGCACUUGUAAUUAUUGAAUGUCCUAGUUUGUUGGGCUUUCCUUCCCUUCCAUCUCUCAAUUAUAUGUGUAUACAAGGAAAAUGCAACCAAGAUUUACUAAGUUCAAUUCAUAAACAUGAUAGUCUUGAAUCGCUUGUGUUCUACAAUAAUGAAGAGCUAACAUGUUUUCCAAUUGGUAUGCUAAGAAACCUCAUUUCUCUCAAGUCAUUGAUGAUUUGGAGUUGGUCAGAAAUAGAAGUUUUGGAUGAGGCUUUACAACAUAUGACUGCCCUUGAAUCGUUAAUAUUGAGGGAUCUUCCAAACCUAACAUCCUUGCCUGAAUCGUUAGGAAACCUAGGUUUUCUCCGUGACUUCAGAAUUUCUAAUUGUCCGAAGUUGACAUGUCUUCCAAUAAGCAUUCAAAGCCUUACUGGUCUGGAGAGUUUGGGAAUUUACAGCUGCAGUGAAUUAGAGAAACGAUGUGAAGAGGAAAAGGGUGAGGAUUGGCCAAAAAUAGCUCAUGUUCAAAAUCUUGAAAUACGAAACACCAGAUUGAUCUUCUGA